AUGCCGAGCUUUGCCGAGCUCGGCCAUCAGGUUGGCAUUGAGCAUGAGUUGUUGAACCUUGUUGAACCAAACCAUACGAAGCACACUGCCUCCGAUUUCGACCAACUCACGGUUCAAAAAACGAUUAGAUUUCAGGAAUAUCAAGGUACACAUUUCAAAGUGAUGAUCAGGCUAGGCUCCACCCAACUUUCCCGAACCCUACCCUCAAUUUCCAUUGGAACAGAUGCGUUCAGAGUAUCUCAUCUCAAUCAAGUGCCCAGCCUUUCUCGUUUGUUUCAUGACGUCAGAACUCAGCAUCAGGCCUUGACGAGUAAUGGUCGCAUGAGAAUGAUAAUGUUGGGCCCCCCAGGAUCGGGAAAAGGAACUCAUUGCAGUAAAUUGAUAUCAACCUUCAAUCCUUCUUUGAUUGGAACUGGCGAUUUACUUAGGUGGAAUGUAAAUAAUCAUACCGAACUUGGUAAACUGGCGGAAAACUACAUCUCACGUGGAGAUUUACUACCAGAUGAUGUCAUUCUCGAGCUAGUGAAACCGGAACUUCGUCAACUAGCUGAUCGAGAUUGGAUCUUAGAUGGGUUUCCUCGCACAAGAGCUCAAGCCAUUAAGCUUGAUAAAUUUCUCAAGGAAGAAUUGAAAGACGAACUUAAUGUAAUCAUUGCUUUACACGUACCUGACGAUAUCAUUCUACAUAGAAUAUCAGGGAGAUGGAUCCAUGGCCCAUCAGGAAGGGUAUACAAUACAACCUAUAACCCUCCGAAAGUCGAAGGAUUAGACGACGUGACUGGAGACCCCCUUAUCAAACGAAAAGAUGAUACAGUCGAAGUCUUUGCGAAUCGAUUAAAUUCGUUCCACGAAGAGAAUGAACCAAUGCUCAACUAUUACGAAUAUCAAACAUUCCUCAAGUCCUCUUCUGCUUCACAGGAACCAUCAACUACAGACAAGUGCAAAAAGCUUAUCCAUCUGUCUGGUCAUACGAGCGAUGAUAUCUGGCCUCAAAUAUAUGAACAUGUACAAGAACGUAUGAGUUCGCACACGAGUAUCUUAGCAGAUGAAGUCAGAGGCAGUCAAAGUAUUCCCAACAAUCGCACAAAAUCGAGUUAUCUCGAGAAGUGUUUUGACAGGAUAGUUGAAGUGCUAAAUUUGAAAGUUCAGGAAGUUUUGCUCUUUUGUUAUUGGAGUGAGUUGGUUUACAACACUAAAAAAUAUGUGAGUAUGGGUGGUCUCACUGAUAAACGUGAAUUACUUUUGUUACAAAACGAUUGUGUAAAAGGAUCCAACCAAAGGAUCUGAUAAAGGCCUACGAAUUUAAUCUCCGGGUAAUAAGGCUCAGGAGGUUAUAACGAAUGAAAUGAGUCCAGCGGCACAGAUAAAGAUGGAUUCAAUAUGCAAUAAAGACAGUGUUAUAUAAGCUUUGAAGGCUAAAGGGUAGUAUCAAGUAGAUAAAUUGCUAAAAAUGAAGAAAUUUGACUAAUUAGAGAAUGAAAAUAAUCAAGAGAAGACUGGAGAUAGUAAAAGAUAGAUAAAAAUAUUGUCCGAGGAAAGAAAAAGUCUCCCGAAGUUUACAUGAUUUAUAUGGAAUGAGAAACAACAAGAAGGCUGAAACCACGGCAAGGACGAAUACGACGCGAGCUCUUGAAAAUCUAGACGAAGUUAAGAUAAGGAACCGAUUACAGAAAGUAAUACAUGGCGAAUAAGUUAGUAAGCCUGGUACGAUUGUAGGGUAACUUGAAAAAGGAAUUUCUUAGGAUAAAAAUGAAGAUGACCAUCAUCACAAGAAAAAUUUGAUGAAAUUUAGAGGUUAAGCUGUGAUGACAUGUGGAAUGAAUAUGUACAACUCCUUUGUAAAAAAUGACGAGUUGGUGAUUGUAUUCAAGUUGAGGAAAACGUUGAGGAAUUCUUUGAGGUUCAAUUUGGCCAUUGUGGAGCAUAGAACUCUUCGUCAUCGUCGUCUGAGUAGUCACCUGAGAGAGUAUAGAAAGAACUAUGAUCGUCAUCAUCAUAAUCUGCCUCGUCAACCUCGUCAGCCUCAUCAUCGUGACAUUGUUCUUCAAUCGAAGCAAAAUCGGAUAAGGCUUGAAAAGAACGCGGUUGAACAGACUGCUUUAUGAUAUGGUUGGGAGUCUCUGUGGUGCCAACAGGUUCAAUUGAAGUGUGGGUCGAAUUCUUCAAAAAUGGAGAGUCAAAACAAAUACUCAAUUCGGCUCCCAAAGGCGCAAGAACUUGUGGUUUCUGACUAGCGAAAUCAGCUGGUGAAGGAGGUGGGACACUUGCUUUAGAGCGUUGACGCCCGAUGCGCUGUGCAGAAAGUUGAAGCUUGAUGAUCGAAAAACCUAACUCAUCGUCGUCAUCAUCAAUCUCUUCUGAACGAGGGGGGCUUAUUGAAGAGGUUUCAGAACUUUGCGAGCUAGAAUCAAGGUCUUUGCUGUAAGUGGAAUUGUUGGAAGAAGACAUAGAUGAUCGACGAGUGUUCAUUUUAUUGUAUUGACUCCACGGUUCGCAAAGGUGUGUGUUCGGAUGAGUGCCAAGUGCAGGGAUAAAGGGCUGAAUGUCUGAGCUUCGCCUUUCCCUGGAGCUCUUAACUCGAGACUUUAACUUGGAGAAAGAUAAAGAAGCAGGGGCACUACGAAUUUUGGAGACGUAUGCACGAAAGUCGGGUUGAUGUUUU
Molecule: messenger RNA, 2662 nt
Organism: Melampsora larici-populina 98AG31
Lineage: Eukaryota; Fungi; Basidiomycota; Pucciniomycetes; Pucciniales; Melampsoraceae
Exons: 10
Coding region: 1-1287 (428 amino acids)
Biological process (GO): nucleobase-containing compound metabolic process
Cellular component (GO): cytoplasm
Molecular function (GO): AMP kinase activity; ATP binding
Source: RefSeq, a predicted model, not a curated record